AGUAAAUAGUUUAGGUGUAAUAUCAGACUCUUCUGUUCUAUUCUAUUUAUACGCUGGGUUUGCAGAGUGGAAGAAACAAAAUAUCUUCUUCUUCCCAAAAGAAAAUCCAAAAUUUCAGGUUUCAGUAUCCUACAUUCACCAGUACAGGAGGCAAAAGCAUGGGUGAGGAAACCUUUCACAUAGUCAUGUAUCCAUGGUUUGCCUUAGGCCACCUUACCUCCUUUCUCCAUCUCUCAAAUAAACUUGCAGAAAGAGGCCACAAAAUUUCAUUUCUCUUGCCAUCAAAAACCAUUAAAAAAUUUCAGCCUUUCAAUCUCCAUCCAGAUCUCAUUAUCUUCAUUCCUGUCACCGUUCCACACGUCGAUGGCCUCCCUCCAGGCUCUGAAACAACAACUGACGUCCCUUUUUCAUUGCAUUCUCUUCUCAUGACUGCCAUGGAUCUUACAGAAUCUGUCAUUGAGUUUCAUCUGACCAACCUGAAACCCAAUUUUGUCUUCUUUGAUUUCACUCACUGGUUACCAGCAUUGUGUCGAAAGCUUGGUGUAAAAUCUGUUCAUUAUUGUACCAUUAGUCCUGCUACCGUUGGUUACCUGAUUAGUCCUGAAAGAAAACUGCUUGAGAAAAGCUUGACAGCAGCUGAUUUAAUGAAGCCUCCGCUGAAUUUCCCUCCUUCUUCAAUCAAACUACGUGCCCAUGAAGCUCAAGGAUUAGCUGCUGUAACUACAAAACCAUAUGGCAGCAGCAUUUCAUUCCUGGAGCGCCAGUUGCAUUCUUUCAAUGAAUGUGAUGCCAUUAGCUUCAAAACCUGUAUGGAGAUGGAAGGGCCUUAUUGCCAUUAUGUUGAACGGCAAUUUGGCAAGCCGGUGAUUCUUGCAGGUCCUGUUGUGCCGAAAUCACCAAGUUCAGUAUUAGAUGAAAAGAUUUCCAACAUGUUGGAUAACUCUGAAGCAGGAAAGGUGGUAUUUUGUGCAUUUGGGAGCGAAUGUAUUCUUAAGAAAAAUCAGCUUCAAGAAUUGGUAUUAGGUCUUGAGCUUACAGGUUUGCCCUUUCUGGCUGCCCUGAAACCACCAAUGGGAGCUGAAACAAUUGAGUCAGCCUUGCCAGAAGGUUUUGAAGAGAGAGUAAAAGGAAAGGGAUAUGUUUAUGGGGGUUGGGUUCAGCAACAGCUAAUCUUGAAGCACCCUUCUGUUGGGUGUUUUAUUACCCAUUGUGGAUCUGGAUCUUUAUCUGAAGCUAUGGUAAAUAAAUGUCAAUUAGUACUUUUGCCUAACGUAGGAGAUCAAAUAAUUAAUGCAAGAUUGAUGGACGGAGAUCUCAAAAUUGGAGUUGAAGUUGAGAAAGGAGAAGAAGAUGGACUGUUCACAAAAGAUGGUGUCCGCAAGGCAGUGAAAGCUGUAAUGGAUGAUGAUAGUGAGGUGGGGAAAGAGGUGAGAACAAACCACAUGAAGUGGAGAGAGUUCUUGUUGAGCAAAGGGCUUGAAAACUCUUACAUUGAUGCUUUUGUCAAUAAGUUGCAUGCCUUGUUAGGUUGAUUCAAAACUGAUGUUCGAUCAAUAGCUAUUCAGUACAUAUAUUUACCUACCAACAUUAGAUGUAAGAUUCUUAUGUGCUCUAGGGUUGUUUAUUUGUGAAAUUGGCAUUUGGUGAAAGGUGAUGUCCAAAUAAGACUAAGCAAGAAUGAGCUUUUGAAUCU
Molecule: messenger RNA, 1693 nt
Organism: Ricinus communis (castor bean)
Lineage: Eukaryota; Viridiplantae; Streptophyta; Magnoliopsida; Malpighiales; Euphorbiaceae
Product: cyanidin 3-O-galactoside 2''-O-xylosyltransferase FGGT1
Exons: 1
Coding region: 159-1532 (457 amino acids)
Molecular function (GO): UDP-glycosyltransferase activity
Source: RefSeq, a predicted model, not a curated record